UACCGACAGCGAUUUGCGCCGACCGACCAGUGUUUCCUUAGCAGCGACUUCAGAAACGUAUGUGUGUCGGUAGAUAAGCUAGUAGGUGUGCAUACAUCAAAUGAAAGAGAAUCUGCGUUUGCCCGACUCAGUCUUUACAGUAGCUAGUAUAACUGGAUGAGUCUCGGCGAUCUUGACGACCGACCAGCUUUCAGUACACAGCAGCUCAGAUGACGCAGGAGAAAGCGAAAGAUGAAUGCUCGCCUCGAAGUCGCAGCUCGAGCGAAGCAUCCAAGUCUAAGGAGAAGAAGGACAAGUCAUUUCUCACAAAGGUUGUAAUCCGAAGGCUGCCGCCAACGAUGACGGAAGACCAGUUCCUGGAGCAGAUAUCCCCUGUUCCUGAAAGUGAUUAUAUGUACUUCGUAAAAGGAGACUUGAGUCUCGGCCCGCACGCGUUCUCGCGCGCCUACAUCAACUUCGUCAAUCAGGAUGAGAUAUUCAUCUUCAAGGAGAAGUUCGACGAUUACAUUUUUGUUGAUGAGAAAGGCAAUGAGUUCCCAGCCCUUGUCGAGUAUGCACCCUUCCAAAAAAUACCCAAGCGAAGGACUCGCAAAAAGGAUCCGAAGUGUGGCACAAUUGAACAAGACCCAGAGUACAUCAAGUUUCUGGAAAGCCUAGAGCAACCGGAAGAAGUGACACUGCCUUCAAUUGACACCUACAUAGAGGAGAUUGAAGCUAGGGAAAAAGAAAUCAAAGCUAACAACGGUUGCCUCAAGGUGGUGACCCCUCUAAUUGAGUACUUGCAGCAGAGGAAGCUGGAAAAGCUGGCGGCCCAGAAACUGCGCGAGGAGCGUCGGGAGGAGCGCAAGAGGCGGGAAGUGGAGAAGAAACGUCUGCGUGAUGAGGAGAAGAGAAGGCGGAAAGUGGACCGCACAACGAAGGAGCCAAGCAUGCACCGAGAGUCGUCUUCAGCCCGCUAUGAUGAUGACCUCGCCCAGUUUGACGAUACUGAGCCUGCAUCAACUAAGCCUCAGGUGGUCAAGUCUUCUGCCAAAUUGUCACGGCGGCAGCAGGGCCCAGCCAGCUCCGAGUUGCGUCGUUGUCCGCCAGUUCGACCAGUCGACAGCACUGACUCCCGCGGUCACUCAGCGACUGUUGGUCAGGACCUAUCACAUCGGGAACCGUUGAACCAGAAACCUGCGGGCAGGUCAGUGAGUGCUCGAAGAGUGCGGGGAGACCGCGCUGCGAAAAAUGAGCGUGUUCCAGCAGUCCUCAAAGUGCUCGGUGUGCUUGGCCGAGCUUCUCGAGAAAGUCGGACUUCAAACAAACGUCUUGAGCAGCCUGUGGUGCUGAGGAACCCUGUGCGAGAGCAUGAGCCACCAGCUACAACAACAUCGAAGGACUCGGGAACAGGUGUAGUUCCGAAAUCAAGUGCAGGAACAGGUGGCAGCCAUUCCAAGGCCCCACCGGUGCGUAGCUCAACAGGCGGUGGCAGCAGCGCACGCAAGGACUGGGAGCGACCCAAGUUGCCCAGGCCCAGCAAGGACUACCAGGGUGCCAAAGAGUACAGCAAACACAAGGCCGACCAGCCUGCAUCCUCCCACAGGCAACUGGUCAUUGCCACACGUAGAAACAGGCGUGGAUCAACAGGUUCUGACGGGAGAGGCCAGGAAACAAGCACCCCGAAAGCAUCGGCAACGACUCCAGCCACAGAUGACGAGCGAUCUGUUGUUGAAAGCUCUCGGGGUGCCACGUCCACCACAAGCACUCCAGCCGAGGGCAAGAACACCAGUUCAGAGAAGGAUCGCGAGCGACCAUUGGCACCCGAGGAGUCCUCGCAGUCCCGAGCUAAAGACCCUCGAGCAGAGAGAAGGAUACGCAACAAGGAUCGACCGUCUAUUGAGAUUUACCGGCCUGGGAUGAGAAGACUGUCUCAAAAGGCUACAUCACCACAAGAGGAAACACCAGCUGCUAGCUCAAAACCAACGAAAAGCAACAGCAGUAGCAAGCUACCCACUUAAACUUCUGUAGUCAGUCAGUACUGUUCAGGGUGAUAAUUACUGUACAUGAAUUUCCACAACUGAUAGUACUUCCUGAGACAGUUCAUAUUUUUCUUUGCUUAUUUCUACAGAAACAAAAAUCCAUGUUUUUUACAUGUGACUUCUUUUUUUUCUGUCCCUUGUAAAUAAAUUCAGUUGCGGUGAUGUCCAGUGUCCAAGUGUUAGAGCAUGACACAUUGUGAGAUACAUACUCGAUUGGAGAAACACUGACAUUGUGCAAGACGGCUAGCUUGAAAUAAAUGGUAUGUUAAAACUGUG
Dermacentor albipictus is the source of this 2297-nucleotide messenger RNA. NCBI's taxonomy places the organism in Eukaryota, Metazoa, Arthropoda, Arachnida, Ixodida, Ixodidae. The record is from RefSeq and is a predicted model, not a curated record.